GAGAAAGGGCCGCGGCGUUGUCAAAAUGUAUCCCCGGACAGAGAGUGGCUGCAUACUUCAAUGAUGAUGGAAUGUAUCACGAAAGGAUACUUUUGUGGCGUUCUCAUGAGAUGGUCUGGGGAGUGUUGACACCUGACCUGGAUGUUUAUUUGGAAGAUUUCUCAGGCUAUGGCGAGGUCGGCUGCGACAGCUUCAAGAUAAAGGGUAGCGACUUCAACUACUGGUCAAGAGUGGGAGGACCCGCCUACAGGUUCAGUGAAGUCGUGCCCGACGAGAAGCUGAAGGAGAGCAUCGGGGAGAUCAUAAGCCAACUUGGAGAUUCGGUUCAUUCGGAAAGGGCGUGGCAAAUUAGACAAGCUAGUGCUUACCUACUUGCCACCAACUCCAGCGCCAGCUUUAGAUGGCUACCCAGCGAGUUGAACAGUAGCGAUGAGCCUAGCCGGCUGUAUGACUCAGCACCUUCAAAGCUACUCGCUGAUCAGAUUCCUCGUCCUAGCCAUGCCACGGGCCAGACAGAGGACCCUGCAUCCAGGCGAAAGUUCGGCAGCCAGUCAAGCAAAGCCAGAGCGAAAGAGACAGCUGGAGCCUCCGAAGACACGAGCAACCAGCAAGAGAAGCCGGACUUUGACUUUGGCAACGAGUGUACAGAAAAACAACAAGCCGUCAACCAGCAGGGAUUUCGACCUCAGUCAAGUUCCCCUCGAGCAGCCCUUGCAACAGAACCAAAGGAAGCCAACCGUGACGCGGACCGACAGCAGCUCAAGCGCCAGCCGGUCUCCGUCCCUCGGGAACGGGUCCUAGCCCCCAGGCGACGGGCCAGGCGUUCAUCCACGAUGGUGACAAACUUCUUCCAGGACAACAGCAGUCUCCUUCCGGCCACGCGCCUGGAACGGCAAGCAGUGAGCAGUUCCACUCAGGCGAGCUAUCAAGCAGAGUUGGAAAGGUUCAUGAAGUAUGCUCAGAGGCAUCAGCUGGACACCAAUUUGGGGGAGGCCAUGGACAACUCUCUGGUGCAGCACAUGAAUGCUCUGUAUCGGCAGGGCUUCCAAAGCUACCACGGGGACCGUCUCAUGGCCAGUGUGAUGCAUCGUCAUCCCAGCUGCGGCCGCCUGGGCAAUGUCAAAAUGCUGGCGCAAACUGUGUCCGGGCCGAACCCGGAUGCUUAUCCGCUGGCUGUUUGGUGCGGGGUGGUGGCUCUUCUGUUCCACUGGGGCCUCGUUGCGAUGGCAGUUUUCGUGAUGGUGGCGAUUUCGUCGUAUGCCAGGCCCAUCUUCAACUGCAAGAAACGAAGCCUGAUAAAACCAGCGAGCCAUGUGACCCGCCACUGGAGCCUGCUGCUGGCGCCAGAGGAAGACGGCGCUAAGCUCUUCGCCAACCUGGUCAAGGGCGAUCCGAACGAACCCCUGUGA
Symbiodinium pilosum is the source of this 1409-nucleotide messenger RNA. The record is from the annotation of a GenBank genome assembly. Lineage: Eukaryota; Dinophyceae; Suessiales; Symbiodiniaceae.